AAAUGGCCGAAUACCGAAGACAAAUAGAGUAUUCACACAAAUUUGUUAAAAUGGAUAAGUGCAACGCUUUACAAUUACACAGAGGUUAUUGAAAGCGAAUCAUGAAAACACUUGAGAUAUAAUUCCUGGAGGGCAAUGAACGUCAAUGGCUUUGUGGUAAUCGCUACUUUCUGGUGUUUAGUAACUAAUGAAGGUAAAAGGAUUCCAUAUACGAGAGAAAGUGAGCCUCUGUUACUUCGAAGAGGCGUGGCUCCCUCUCAUAUAAGAAAACAAUACAUAGAUACUUAUGGAGGAAAUUUAGCUGUGAAUGGUGGUGAUAACACCAUCACAAGUAGUGAAGUGUUUGGAGAUUCUGUGCAACAGCAAAAUUAUGUUAACGAGGAAAACCAGGUUCAAGGUAAUAUGUUACAAGGAGAUACUAUGACAACUAACAAUGGUUUGAUGAAUGACCUUGGAGCGAAUCAAGCUAACUCUUUGACUAACGAGUUUGCCUCAAGCAACGAAAACACAGAUGGUAGCCAAUUUAUCGGCAAUGGGCCGAUUUCAGGAAUGAAUAAAGCUCUGUAUAUGGCAGCAUUUGCAGGGGGAUCAGACAAUUCUGUUGGCCAAGGAUUUGGCAACAGUUUAAGUGCAAGCUUAGACAACUCUCUAAAUGGAGGGGAUCUUGGCGGAAGUUUUACAAGCGAUAACAAAUUAGGUUUGGGUGGUGGAACUGUUGAUAUAGGCGGAAGUAAUCAAGGAUUUGGUGCUUUGAAUGAUGGAAGUCACAUUGGUGGAGGACUUGGGAGUUUUGGAGGGAGCGAGACUUUCGAAGGAGGUUUAUAUGGUGGAGGUAAUGGAUUAGGAGAGGGAGGAUUGGAUAGUAACGGUUUGGGUGAAAAUAGUUUAGGAGAUGGUAAGCUUUAUGGAGGUGGUUUUGGAGGGAGCAGUAUCGAUGGGGGUAGUUUAGGAGUAGGUGGUACUGGUGAAGGCAGUUUCCAUGAUGCCACUCUUGCUGGGAGUUUCAGUGAUAGCAAAAUUGAUGAAAGUAAUGUUGGUGGUAAUGCCUUUAAUCCAAACGAGCUGGGAGAUAUUGGUGGGGGUUUAGGCAAUAACUUAGGAGGCGUAGGAAGUUUGAAUGGAAUCGAUGGGAUGAACGGUGGGUUGGGGGUCAGCUUGUCUAAUGAUUUGGGAUUGGAUGCUUUGGGUUCAAAAAUAGCGACAGGAAGUAAAGUAGAACAAGUCGGAUCACUUGGAGCAUCACAUCACACGUCUGGGUUAAAUGGUUUGCUCGGCAAUAAUGAAAUGCUCAACGAUAUAGCUUCCAAUAAUCAUAUGCCGUCAGAUAUGCAGUUGUCUAAUGCAAUCGAUGAAAAUCCUGCAAUGAUUCACACGGGUUUGGCAUCCAUACUACCAGGAAAAACAGUACAUGCUCACGUCAGCGAUAAACCAAGCAACAAAAAACCAGGCAUAAGCAAACCUUCGGUCAAUGCUGCUUUACAGGUUCAAAACGAAGCAAAGAAACAGCAUGAAAAACGCCUGGAGGCACUAAAAAUAAAGCUGAAGAAACUACGUGAAAGAUUGGAAAAGCUCCAACAGGUUGGCACGAAACAGGAUAAGAUUGAGAGCAGAAAAGAAAAAGAUGUCGAAGAGAUAAAAACAUUGAAUGAGCUACGAGUUGCAACAAAAGAUGCUAUAAAAGAGCUUCACGAUGACUAUCCUCGCGCUAAGAAAAAACAACUAACAUCAGCAAAGCAAGAACAUGAAUCAUCGAAGAAUAAGUUGAAAACAGUGGAUAUCACAGCCAAAGAAACUGGUGACACGCUGGAGCAGUUAUUAAAAUUGUUAGACCCAGAGAUUCAAAAUAAGAAACGUGGAAAUGUGAACAAAUUAAACCAUACAAGACUUGAUAAAAAAGCAAAGAGCAAGCUGGCAUCAUUGACAAAGAAAGCUGAAGACGGAGUAGGCAAACUCACGACACAUGAACCUACCGUAAAAACAGUUCCACAAUUGAGAGCACCAAAAGUGAAAAUCCAAGCAUUACAUGGAAAGCAAAAAUCUUUUAAAGAGAAAUUAAAAAAUGAAAGAAACCAAAAGGCCACAAAUAGUCUUAAAUAUAUAAGCUUGGGAUGUUGGCGAGAUGAUCCAGACAGGAUUGUCCCUAGUUUGGAAAACACAUCAAACUUAUUGAAAAACGGCUACAGAAUUCGACAGGAUUCCAUUAAAAAUGUGCACGGGUCGCACACGAGCAAGGCUUUGUGGCAUUUGCCUUAGAAAACGGAGGACAAUGUUUCGCAGGAUCGCAACUACUACAACGAUACAAGAUAUACGGUCACUCAAUGGAUUGUGGGAAGGAUGGUAGAGGUGGUGACUACGCAAUGGAAGUAUACGUCUUUCAGUAGAGAUAAUUUGGGAAGUUUAUAAUUGGUGUAGAUAAACAAUUUGGGAAAAGGAAAGCACGUUUUUGUCUCAAAUGUAAAUAAAUACUCUUUAUCAAGGAAGAAGCAUACAAUUUGAUCUAAACAGUGUUGAAACAUUGUCUAAUUUAUUAGUAAUAUAUUCAUGCUUAAUUGUAAUGAACGAAGUAGGUCUAUGUUUGGACAAGCUUUCGUGAAAAGAUUAAAGUUGAAUCGCGCUUCAUUCUUA
This is a messenger RNA of Xenia sp. Carnegie-2017, 2625 nucleotides long. Its product is annotated as keratin, type I cytoskeletal 9-like. The transcript is spliced from 9 exons. Bases 136 to 2253 code for a protein of 705 amino acids. The record is from RefSeq and is a predicted model, not a curated record. NCBI's taxonomy places the organism in Eukaryota, Metazoa, Cnidaria, Anthozoa, Malacalcyonacea, Xeniidae.